Messenger RNA from Prorocentrum cordatum, 1851 nucleotides. Lineage: Eukaryota; Dinophyceae; Prorocentrales; Prorocentraceae. The record is from the annotation of a GenBank genome assembly.
AACUUCCAGAGGCUGGAGGCGACGGGGCGUGCUCAGGCACCGCCGCGACCAUCGUGCAACCCUACAUGGAACUCAUCAUCGAGCAGCGCAGAGACAGAGACGGAGAAGCCAACGACCGGAGCGCCUACGCCUACUUCGGCCAGAUCACUUCCAAGUCGGUGCAGCAGAUCAUCGAGAACGAGAGGCAGGCCAUCAGGAACGAGGGGCACGCCAAGCUGGCCAAGGAGAUCAUCCAGAAGGGCCUCAUCGACACGCCAGGUCUCGACGGCAAGACGGAUGUGGACUACAACCUGUUCAAGAUGGAGGAAGAGACCGUGGAGAAGCCCAGGGCCAGCGAGAGGUUUGGGAUGCCCGAGAUGGCCAGCAGCAGCAGCUGCGUCAAGGACGUCGGGAACAUUCCAGUGCCAGAGGAUCUGCCGACGCCGUCAGGGAUGCCGAGGCUAUCGAAGGCGGCGAUGGAGCUAGGUGGCAAGGCCGAAAGAUUCAGUGACUGGAACGGCUAUGACUUCUCUACGCGCACCGGGGCCGAGAAGCUUCUGAAGGUACUCAAAGAGAAGAGGCCGAGAAAUAUUUGGUUCUCACCACCUUGCGGGGCAGAACGCCCGCUUCAGAACCUGAAUCCCAUCGCCGACGAGUCCGGGAAGAAGCUGAUUGAGACGAGGGGGAUUCAGAGAAACCUGUUGUGGGUGAUCAACAAGCUCAAAGAAAAAGACUUCGGAGACAUCUAUUUAGAGCAGCCAGGAAAAUGCAGAUCAUGGACAGGCAACUUCAAGGACAUAAGCAGGAAGCUCAUUGGUGCCAUCAUCCAUGGAUGCAUGUGCGACAUGAGGGGCGAGAAGGAAGGCGUGCUGCUGAAAAAGGGGUGGUGCAUCGCGACAUCGGACGAGAAGUUCGGCGAUACCGUUGGGAGAGUAUGUCAAAAUCUUCUACCUCUGGAAGGGGGCACUCGAGUGGCACUCUCAGCGAACUACCCCGUGAACAUGUGUAAGCAGAUUGCCGAGCACUUCUUGAUCGAGCCCUCGUCCGACGAUGCUCUAAACUUUCUCGUGAAGGAGCUGGGCUGCAAUAACUUCUACUGGACUCAUCCUCGUAGAGCAUAUCAUAUCCGUGGAGCGCUAUGCGCAGAUUACGGAAGCGGCUUCGCCAAAUGCCAGAUCCUCACCAAGAAGGAUGUGCUGGAGAGCUGCGGCAAUGCAACGGCCAAGGAGAUGAAGGAGAUGGUUCUCACCACGUGGAUUCAGCACUAUGGGAAACCAGAAGUACUUCGCACCGACCCGGAAGGUUGUUUCCGCCAAGCUGAGCACCGUGCUUGGAUGUCAGGCAACGGCAUCGAGUGGCGACCAGAACCAGGUGAAGCUCACUGGAGGAUGGGCGUGAUCGAGAGGGGCAUCGAGAUGAUCAAGGAGAUUGCGAAUCGCAUCGCGUGGGAGCUCCCAGACGACACCGGCCCGAACGAGAUUUUCACGUGGGCGUGUGCGGCGAACAACGACCUGAUGCGCCACAAAGGAUACAGUCCGCUCAUGCUGAUGAUGGGUCGUGCCCCAUCGGGGCACGGUCUAGAAGACGAAGAUAACCCCUCGGUGCUCAGCACUCACCUGAUUGACGAGAACUACCAGGACCUCACCGCGGUUAAGAAAGCAGCGUACAAGGCGUGUGUAGACCACUACCUGUCGGAGAAGACAAGGAGGGCGCUGCUGGCAAAGACGCGGCCGUUCAAGACGUGGGAACCAGGCGAGAAAGCCCACUACUGGAGAAGCUCCGAAGGGAACAGUCACAAGACUAAGCAGGGCUUGGCUGGACGAUUUCACGGGCCAGCUACCGUACUCAUGCAGGAGCGCGAGAUGAAGAAUG